Messenger RNA from Lycium barbarum (goji berry), 1805 nucleotides. RefSeq names its product 1-aminocyclopropane-1-carboxylate synthase. Gene Ontology annotation, biological process: biosynthetic process; amino acid metabolic process. The coding region runs from base 108 to 1568 and encodes 486 amino acids. Lineage: Eukaryota; Viridiplantae; Streptophyta; Magnoliopsida; Solanales; Solanaceae. The transcript has 4 exons. The record is from RefSeq and is a predicted model, not a curated record. Gene Ontology annotation, molecular function: transaminase activity; pyridoxal phosphate binding.
UUUACAUACACAGAAUUAAACACUUGUGUGCACAUACUGAUCCCAUUUUUAUCUUCUUAAUUCUCUUCAAUAUUUAAUUUUUUUCACUUUCAAACUCGCUAACAAAAAUGGGAUUUGAGAGUGCAAAGAACAACUCAAUCUUGUCAAAGCUCGCUACUAAUGAAGAACAUGGCGAAAACUCACCAUAUUUCGAUGGGUGGAAAGCAUACGAUAACAAUCCUUUCCACCCUUUGAAGAACCCUAAUGGAGUUGUCCAAAUGGGUCUUGCUGAAAAUCAGCUUUGUUUUGACUUGAUAGAGGAGUGGAUUAAAAAGAACCCAAAAGCUUCAAUUUGCUCCACUGAAGGAAUCAAAUCAUUCAAGGCCAUUGCCAACUUCCAAGAUUAUCAUGGCUUGCCUGAAUUUAGACAAGCCAUUGCGAAGUUUAUGGAGAAAACAAGAGGGGGGAGAGUUACAUUUGAUCCUGACAGAGUAGUUAUGGCUGGUGGUGCCACUGGAGCUAAUGAGACAAUUAUUUUUUGUUUGGCUGAUCUAGGAGAUGCAUUCUUAGUACCUUCACCAUACUACCCAGCAUUUAACAGAGACCUAAGAUGGAGAACUGGAGUAGAACUCAUUCCAAUUCAUUGCGAGAGCUCCAACAAUUUCCAAAUAACCACAAAAGCAGUGAAAGAAGCGUACGAAAAUGCCCAAAAAGCAAACAUCAAAGUAAAAGGCUUGAUUUUGACUAAUCCAUCAAAUCCACUAGGCACCACUCUGGACGAGGACACACUAAAAAGCCUCUUGAAUUUCACCAACCAACACAACAUCCACCUCGUGUGCGACGAAAUCUACGCUGCCACUGUCUUUGACACACCUCAAUUUGUCAGCAUUGCUGAAGUCCUCAACGACAACGAAACGAAUAAUUGCAACAAAGAUUUGGUUCACAUCGUUUACAGUCUUUCGAAAGACAUGGGGUUACCAGGAUUUAGAAUCGGAAUCGUAUAUUCAUUCAACGAUGCAGUCGUUAAUUGUGCUCGCAAAAUGUCGAGCUUCGGUUUAAUUUCUACUCAAACGCAACAUUUCCUUGCCGCAAUGCUAUCUGACGAAAAAUUCGUUGCAAAUUAUCUCGCAGAAAGCGCAAAGAGGUUAGCUAAAAGGCACAAAUACUUUACCAACGGACUCUUAGAAGUUGGCAUUAAAUGCUUGAAAAGCAAUGCGGGGCUUUUCUGCUGGAUGGAUUUGCGACCACUUUUGAGGGAAUCCACAUUCGAUAGCGAAAUGUCGUUAUGGAGAGUGAUUAUUAAUGAAGUGAAGCUCAAUGUAUCGCCUGGAUCUUCAUUUGAUUGUCAAGAACCUGGAUUUUUCCGGGUUUGUUUCGCAAACAUGGAUGAUGAAACGGUGGACAUUGCACUAUCAAGGAUUCGAAGGUUCGUGGGAGUUAAGAGAAGUGGAGAUGAGUCGAAUGCGGUAGAGAAGAAGCAGCAAUGGAAAAAGAAUAAUUUACGACUUAGUUUCUCGAAAAGAAUGUACGAUGAAGGUGUUUUGUCACCACUUUCAUCUCCUAUUCCUCACUCACCACAAGUUCGUUAGAAAUUAAAAGGGAAGAUUUUGUUUUAUAUUAAGAAAUAAAAAGUUAAGAAGUUAAAGGAAAAGAAAAGAAGAAUGUAGGAGGAGGAUUCUUUUCAGAAAUAAUUGUUAUCAUAUGUAUUUACUACUGAGAUAUUUUGACAUCAUGGCUUGUCUAAUUAUAUGCAAAAACUAAAGUUGUGUACUCUUGGAUUCCUUUAGUUUCUUGGACUUUUGGUUCUUUAUUAAUUCAAUGUAUUC